Messenger RNA from Vombatus ursinus (common wombat), 3961 nucleotides. RefSeq names its product potassium voltage-gated channel subfamily H member 1 (gene KCNH1). Lineage: Eukaryota; Metazoa; Chordata; Mammalia; Diprotodontia; Vombatidae. Gene Ontology annotation, cellular component: membrane. The coding region runs from base 68 to 2956 and encodes 962 amino acids. The transcript has 11 exons. Gene Ontology annotation, molecular function: delayed rectifier potassium channel activity. The record is from RefSeq and is a predicted model, not a curated record. Gene Ontology annotation, biological process: potassium ion transmembrane transport; regulation of membrane potential.
CCUAGACUCCUGCAGUCGUGAAAAGCCGAGUCGGGACUCCCCCCCCAACCCCAGAGCUGCGGGGAGGAUGACUAUGGCUGGGGGCAGAAGGGGGCUGGUUGCCCCUCAGAACACGUUUCUGGAGAAUAUUGUCCGGAGGUCCAAUGAUACCAACUUUGUGCUGGGCAACGCUCAGAUAGUGGACUGGCCCAUCGUCUACAGCAAUGAUGGAUUUUGCAAGUUAUCAGGAUACCACAGGGCGGAAGUUAUGCAAAAAAGCAGUACCUGCAGUUUUAUGUAUGGGGAGCUGACAGACAAAGAUACAAUUGAGAAGGUGCGGCAGACGUUUGAGAAUUAUGAAAUGAACUCUUUUGAAAUCCUGAUGUACAAAAAGAACAGGACACCUGUGUGGUUCUUUGUGAAAAUUGCUCCAAUUCGAAACGAACAGGAUAAAGUGGUUUUAUUUCUUUGCACUUUCAGUGACAUAACAGCUUUCAAACAGCCAAUUGAGGAUGAUUCAUGUAAAGGUUGGGGGAAAUUUGCCCGGCUAACUAGAGCGCUGACAAGCAGCAGGGGGGUCCUGCAGCAGUUGGCGCCCAGCGUGCAGAAGGGUGAAAAUGUCCACAAGCAUUCCCGCCUGGCUGAGGUCUUGCAGCUGGGUUCAGACAUUCUUCCCCAGUACAAGCAAGAGGCACCAAAGACUCCCCCUCACAUCAUCUUACAUUAUUGUGUUUUCAAGACCACCUGGGAUUGGAUCAUCUUGAUCUUAACUUUCUACACUGCCAUUUUGGUCCCUUACAAUGUCUCUUUUAAAACAAGGCAGAACAAUGUGGCCUGGCUGGUUGUGGACAGCAUUGUGGAUGUCAUCUUCCUGGUGGACAUUGUGCUUAAUUUUCAUACUACCUUUGUUGGACCAGCUGGGGAGGUGAUCUCUGACCCCAAACUCAUCCGAAUGAAUUACCUGAAGACCUGGUUUGUGAUUGACUUGCUGUCCUGUUUGCCAUAUGAUGUCAUCAAUGCAUUUGAGAACGUGGAUGAGGGAAUCAGCAGCCUGUUUAGCUCACUUAAAGUUGUUCGACUCCUACGCCUGGGACGAGUGGCCCGCAAGUUGGAUCACUACAUUGAAUAUGGAGCUGCAGUCCUUGUCCUGCUGGUGUGUGUGUUUGGAUUGGCAGCCCACUGGAUGGCCUGUAUCUGGUACAGCAUCGGGGACUAUGAGAUCUUUGAUGAGGACACAAAAAUGAUCCGUAACAACAGCUGGCUCUACCAGCUGGCUAUGGAUGCUGGGACGCCUUACCAGUUCAAUGUGUCUGGCCUGGGGAAGUGGGAAGGUGGCCCAAGUAAGAAUUCUGUCUACAUCUCUUCCUUGUAUUUCACCAUGACCAGCCUCACCAGCGUGGGUUUCGGGAACAUUGCCCCCUCCACAGACAUAGAGAAGAUCUUUGCAGUUGCUAUAAUGAUGAUUGGCUCCCUCUUGUACGCCACCAUUUUUGGGAAUGUGACCACCAUUUUCCAGCAGAUGUAUGCUAACACCAACAGGUACCACGAGAUGCUCAACAGUGUUCGGGACUUCCUGAAGCUCUACCAGGUGCCAAAGGGACUCAGUGAACGAGUCAUGGACUACAUUGUGUCCACUUGGUCCAUGUCCAGAGGCAUUGACACUGAGAAGGUUCUCCAGAUAUGCCCCAAGGACAUGCGUGCUGAUAUCUGUGUGCACCUAAAUCGCAAGGUGUUCAAGGAGCAUCCAGCAUUCCGGCUCGCCAGCGAUGGCUGCCUACGGGCACUGGCCAUGGAAUUCCAGACCGUUCAUUGUGCCCCUGGUGACCUCAUCUACCAUGCUGGCGAGAGUGUCGACAGCCUGUGCUUUGUGGUUUCAGGUUCUUUGGAAGUGAUUCAGGAUGAUGAGGUGGUAGCCAUCUUGGGAAAAGGAGAUGUGUUUGGAGAUGUGUUCUGGAAGGAAGCCACACUUGCCCAGUCCUGUGCCAAUGUCAGGGCCUUAACCUACUGCGACCUGCACGUGAUUAAGCGGGAUGCCCUGCAGAAAGUGCUAGAAUUCUACACAGCCUUCUCUCACUCCUUCUCGAGAAACCUCAUCCUCACAUACAAUCUGAGGAAAAGGAUUGUGUUUCGGAAGAUCAGCGAUGUGAAGAGGGAAGAAGAAGAGAGAAUGAAACGGAAGAAUGAGGCCCCCCUGAUCCUGCCCCCAGACCAUCCUGUCCGGAGGCUUUUCCAAAGAUUCCGGCAGCAGAAGGAAGCCAGACUGGCAGCAGAGAGGGGAGGCCGGGAUCUGGAUGACCUGGACGUGGAGAAGGGCAACAUUCUCUCAGAGCACUCCUCUGCCAACCACACAGUGGUAAAGGCCAGUAUCGUCACUGUCCGGGAAAGCCCGGCCACCCCUGUCUCUUUCCAGUCAGCAUCUAUCUCAGGGGUGUCAGACCAUGCCAAACUACAUGCCCCUGUGUCUGAGGGCCUGGGCCCCAAGGGAGGAGGGGGGGAUUGUCCCCGACGCAAAGGUUGGGCUCGUUUCAAAGAUGCCUGUGGAAAGGGGGAGGACUGGAACAAAGUCUCUAAGGCCGAGUCGAUGGAGACGCUCCCUGAGAGGACAAAGACAUCUGGGGAGGCCACACUGAAGAAGACGGACUCUUGUGAUAGUGGUAUCACCAAAAGUGACUUGCGCUUGGACAAUGUUGGUGAGACCAGGAGUCCUCAGGACCGCAGCCCUAUCCUUGCAGAGGUCAAGCAUUCCUUCUACCCCAUCCCUGAGCAGACUCUUCAGGCCACCGUGUUGGAGGUGAAGCAUGAGCUGAAGGAAGACAUUAAGGCCUUGAACAACAAAAUGGCGAACAUUGAAAAACAGCUCUCUGAGAUAUUAAGGAUAUUAACUUCCAGAAGAUCUUCUCAGUCCCCCCAGGAGCUGUUUGAAAUAUCGAGGCCCCAGUCCCCAGAAUCAGAGAGAGACAUUUUCGGAGCAAGCUGAGAGGCCCAUUUAUUUAAAAAUUAAAAUAAAAACAUAAACAUUGCAAACCCUCUUCCAGAAACACAUGCAUAGAGCUAACAUUUUCUUCUCAAAAUAAGAUUUUCUCAUUGAUGGAAAAUCAGUGAGGGACCAGUCAAUCCAGCAUGCCCCCCACUUUCUGGACAAAGAGGAAUUUACCACCACCCUGCAAGAUGGCACUUGUGUUGGAAGUGUCUUAGCACAAAUUUGGAAGAGGGGGUACACUGUUCAAAGAGUAUUUUCCUUAUCUCCUCAGUUUGGACAUUUUUUUUACUUCCAUAAUAUUUGUAAAAAAAGAAAUAUAGAGGAAAAAAAAAGAACCCAUCAGCCUUUUUGAAGAUUGAAGGGGGUGGCUGGGAAUGUGUUCACCACUAUGUGACCUUCAGCUCCUUUGCCAAGUCCCCAAAGACUCUGGAGGGUGUGAGAAUCACUAGCACCAUCCUGCUGGGCUGCCUUCCUGUACAUUUGUACAGCCAGUAUCCAGUGUCAUAGUAUAUUUUCAUAUCAUAAGAAUCAUUUGUAACAAGCAUGGGGGGAAGAAGGGAACAGGUGGGAGGGCAGAACUCCUUUUAUCCCUUCAUCUGUCUGGAUCAGGACCAAAAGACAGAUGCAGGUGUUGUGCCUCCCGCCAAAGGUUAGAAUCGUGAAGCCGUGGGGAUUUGCCACAGGGCCUGAAACCCAGUGGGUUACUCGGGGAUAUGCAGGCCCCAGCCCUCUCUCUUGGUCUGCAACCAGUGACUUAGAUUUUUAUGUGUCUCCUAACUAUUUCUGGGUCCCCAAGGCUGCUGAAUGCCGGCAUAGAAUCUUGAUCUCUCAUUCCAAAAGAGUUAAGAGCUGAGCCAGUUGUUUAGAGGGUGAGAGAUAGUCUCCUUACCCAGGAUCAUUAGCAGGUCAUUUUUUUUUCCUGGAGAUCUCACAUGGACACUGGGUACCUCUAAGUGAUUCCAGGAUCCUGAUUGACUCCUAUCUCCAGAUGCAGUUCUCUAC